Molecule: messenger RNA, 812 nt
Organism: Anopheles bellator
Lineage: Eukaryota; Metazoa; Arthropoda; Insecta; Diptera; Culicidae
Product: basic helix-loop-helix ARNT-like protein 1
Exons: 4
Coding region: 51-518 (155 amino acids)
Biological process (GO): regulation of transcription by RNA polymerase II
Cellular component (GO): nucleus; aryl hydrocarbon receptor complex
Molecular function (GO): DNA-binding transcription factor activity, RNA polymerase II-specific; RNA polymerase II cis-regulatory region sequence-specific DNA binding
Source: RefSeq, a predicted model, not a curated record
ACGUUGGGUACGAGUUUUUCAACCACUCCAACGGCCGGGAGAUACAACGAAUGAUCAACUCGCACGUGGAGGCAAGCAAAAUUGGCCGUCAGAUCGCGGAACAAGUGUUGGACCAUCAGCGGCGGCUGGGUGAUUCCUCCUCGGAGAGUAGUCCCAAUCCGAACGAACCGACGCUGCAGCCCGCCUUCAGUUCGGUCCUGUCGGAGACGACCCAUUCGAACGACGGCACCUCGGGUGACCACAGCCUGAACACCUCGAGUGGCGUUUCACCCUCGUCGGUUCCGGUCGGCGGUCCGUCGGCGGUGGUGACACCACGGAUAAACGGGACCCUACCCGGCUACGGUCACGUACAGACGAGCGCCCUCUUGAGCCCCGAGCACGAUGUGUCCCAAGCGCAGGUCAGCAGCACCGACGGGAACGAUGAGGCGGCCAUGGCUGUGAUUAUGAGUCUCCUGGAGGCUGACGCCGGACUCGGUGGGCCGGUCGAUUUUUCCGGCCUCCCGUGGCCCCUCCCGUAGACAACCGCAGGGACACUACGCAUUCAGUGCAUUUUCUUCAAGGCUAUGAUCGUGAUUCAACAACGGAUAGUUACCACAUACCAGGGGCCGGGGUGAGCCCGGGACAGAAAGCGUUGUACAUAGAGUUUUCCAAGCGCCUACGGUUGAGGGCCACCUAUCAACGAAGCGAUACGAUUAGAGCGCGGAACGAGGCUAAGGUGUAAGAGUAAAUGAUUCCUAAUGGGGUGCACUGUGAUGGGUGUAUAUUUUAAGACUACAUUGUAAAGACGAAAACAUGUGUACAAAAUGCCAAAC